Impatiens glandulifera is the source of this 944-nucleotide messenger RNA. Its product is annotated as remorin 4.2-like. The record is from RefSeq and is a predicted model, not a curated record. Lineage: Eukaryota; Viridiplantae; Streptophyta; Magnoliopsida; Ericales; Balsaminaceae. The coding region runs from base 32 to 820 and encodes 262 amino acids. The transcript is spliced from 2 exons.
UUAUAAUUCUUCAUCUCCUUCUUCCAUCAACAUGUUAAGUCUUCAAAGGGAUCAUGAUCAAGAUCACUAUGAUGAUGAUCAUGAUGAUGAAGAAGCUGUGAUAAGAGAAAUCCAUGCUUUAACACCUCCACACCCACCAUCGGCUCCAAUCCGCCAUCAUCAAUCUUCGACACCCUCCAUGGCUAGUGGAGCAUCGAGUGAGAACUUCACAAGCAUUAGUAGAGAAUUCAACGCUUUAGUAUUGGCAGGAUCAAACUUGGAAAGUGAUAGAACAAAUGAUAUUGCUAACUUGAUGAGGAUAAGAGAGGAGAUUGAUGAUCAUCAUGAGGAAACUAAUCCUCUUGCAAUUGUACUCGAUAACAACAACAAUCACAACAAUCCUGCGGUUGCAUCGCCUGCUAGGGGUGGUCGGGCGAGUAGUACCACUACUCGUCAAGUUGUUCAAUCGAGUAACCAACUUGUAUCGGUGCAGAUGGUGAAGAGGGAAGAAGUUGAAUCGAAGAUAUCGGCUUGGCAGAAUGCGAAAAUGGCGAAAGUUAAUAAUAGGUUCAAGAGGGAGGAUGCUGUUAUUAGUGGUUGGGAAAACGAGCAAGUUCAGAAAGCCUCAUCUUGGAUGAAAAAAGUCGAGAGGAGGCUGGAGGAGAAGAGGGCAAAAGCGAUGGAGAAGAUGGAAAACGACGUGGCGAAAGCGCAUAGAAAAGCCGAGGAAAGAAGAGCAUCGGCCGAAGCCAAGCGAGGAACCAAAGUUGCGAGGAUUCUUGAUGUUGCUAAUCUCAUGAGAACUGUGGGAAGAGCUCCUGCUAAGAAGUCUUUUUUCUAAGUUGUAACAAACCAAACAAAUAUCAUUCAUUCUCCCUAUUUAGUUUUUGUGUGUGAGAAUUGAAACAAAAAAAAAAUGUAAGGAAGAUUGUUGUGUGAAUUCUCGAAAACAAUUACGAUUUUCA